Molecule: messenger RNA, 681 nt
Organism: Sungouiella intermedia
Lineage: Eukaryota; Fungi; Ascomycota; Pichiomycetes; Serinales; Metschnikowiaceae
Source: the annotation of a GenBank genome assembly
AUGUCACUCAUUCAUCCUGUUCGUCUUCUCCUUCUUGGCGCACCCGGCGCAGGCAAGGGCACUCAGACCUCGCGGUUGCUUCGAUGGUUUCCGGAAAUCAACUCCAUUUCAUCCGGUGAUACUCUUCGGAGUCAGAUUGCCCAAGGAACGGCUAUAGGAAAGGAGGCGUCGGCGUACAUCGACAAGGGAAUGUUGGUGCCCGACGAGACCAUGGUGGGGCUUGUCCAGUCGCAGUUGGAGCAGCGGCGGUGGCUCAAUCGCACUACAUCGUGGCUCUUGGAUGGCUUCCCAAGAACGGCGGGCCAGGCCACAGAGUUGGACAACGUUUUGGGCAAAAAGCAUUGCAACUUGAAUCUUGUAGUAGAGCUCGAUGUGGACCAGAGUGUGAUUUUGCAGAGAAUCGAGGCCAGAUGGGUCCAUCCGGCCAGUGGCCGAGUGUACAAUUUGGACUACAAUCCUCCGGUCAAGCCAUUUACUGACGACUUGACAGGUGAGCCAUUGGUGAAGAGAAGCGACGAUACUGCAGAAGUGUUCCAGAAGCGGUUGGACCAGUAUAAUGCAGAGAUUGAACCGUUGAAGGAGUUUUAUGGCCAGAAGGGCAUUCUUCACAAGGUGAGCGGCGAUACCUCUGAUAUCAUCUUCCCUCAGUUGAAGGAUCUAGUAGACCACAUGUUUGGAUAG